Iphiclides podalirius (scarce swallowtail) is the source of this 2337-nucleotide messenger RNA. Lineage: Eukaryota; Metazoa; Arthropoda; Insecta; Lepidoptera; Papilionidae. The record is from the annotation of a GenBank genome assembly.
AUGUCGGCGGUGAUGAGCACGCUGUCCAUGAUCAGCGGGGGACGUCGCGCGCACCGCAAGCUCACCAGUUCACGGAAGUCCGGGCAGCUGUCGGAUGCCGGGGAAGACCGUGCGAGGAGUCAGCAUGACCUCAGCAAACAGCAGCGCUCCGCCUCCCUGCAAACCUUGGAGGCCGGUGCGGUCGUCGACCUCGAGAAUCUGGAGGCCAAGAUGGCUAGUAUCGAAGUUUCACUGGCUGGAGCACGGCGGCGCAGCGGCGCACGUGACGCGGAUAGAGAGUUGGACACCCUGCGCGCUGCGCUCUCUGAUAAGGACACGCUAAUACAGACCCUUAAGAAGCAGUUGAGCGCGUCGUUGAGUGCAGCUCGGCUGGCCGCUCAAGCCACGUCGCCUACGGGCUCCCGUGGCAGCCAGCGCGGGGACUCCCCCACCACCCUCUCGGCGGACGAGCGCCACGCCCUGGAGGAACGCGCGGCCGCAAUCAACGCGGACCUGGAGGCGAGGAAGAGCAGCAUACACGAGCUGAGGAGACGACUCGAAAAGACCCACGUCACGGAGAACAUCGACACGCGGAUACAGCAGGCGGAGUUGCAGUACCAGCUCGGCCGCGAGGAGUUGGAGCUGCUGACGCUGAGUGAGCAGGCGCGGGCACUGGCCCAGCUCAUGGAGCACGCGGACGCCGCCGGACGCUUUCACGCCACCCUCUACAGCUUGGUUCGCGAAUGCGGUGGCACGGCGACUGUUUUGUCAACGGAGGUGUCUUCUGGCUCGUGGAACGCGGUCCAACGGGCUGCAGGGGUCUCCGUGCACUGGGCAGCCGAGCAUUCGCCGCUAAGACAAGGAGACAGAAUAUUAGAAGUGAACGGGACGCCGGCGUUAAGCUUUAAGUGUCAGGAGGAUCUGCAGCGGGCGUUUGGCAACGCCGCCACGACGCGUCUCGUCGUCCUUCGUGACCAGAAGGUCGCGCAUUCGGCACCUUCUGCGACGCACUUCACACAGAACGAGGCGGCGUCGCUGCGAGCGGAGCUCGGCGCGCUUAGGACGGCGGCCGAGGAUGCGGAGCGUGCGAAGGAGGGCCUCCGCGCCGACAACACGCGCCUCACGCACCGCAUCUCCUACCUAGAGGAGCAGGUGGCCGAGCUGCUCGCCAAGCACACGCAGCUUCACCCAGUAAGCAGCAGCGACAGCUGCAUAACUGUCAACAAAACGAAGAAGAACGUUACCAACAUCAGCAUAACGACGGAGCCGAAGCAAGGGCGCAGGACGAGCCCCAAGUCCGAGGUGCAGGUGUUCCAGAAGGGGCCCGACAUCACGGCCAUAGUGGCGAAACUCCCCGGCCUCGAGGGGCCGGAGGCCAACCUGCCAGUGAUGAGGCCCAGGUCGAAUGCGUCCGGCGCCUCGUCGAGGAUCGCCACCUCGCCCCGCACCUCCCCCACCCCCAACCGCCGCUCCCACAGCUCGCACAGCCUGGAGCACCGCGCGGGCCGCCUGCGCCACUCCCUCUCGCAGCACUGCGUCCACGGCGCGGCCGACUACGGGGCGGAGACGGACGCGGCAAUACGCAUGAUAGAGCGCAACCAGCGGCACAUGGAGAAGCAGAGGAUCAAGUGUGAGAAAAUCAACAAGCCCCAAUCGAAAAUAGACGACCACUUCCGAUCGGACAGCGACCUGGACGUCGACGUGCACUCGAAGAGGAAGACGUUGUCGAUAAUAGAGCAGCUGAAACGGACGCAGCGGAUGCGAAAGAUGAAGAAGAACGACAGCGCGGAGGACGUGAAGCUGGAGACGGAGAAGCACAUGUACCAUCGGAUAGACGGCAAGGUGUUGGAGAACGCGCACAAGUCCAGCAGGCGGUCGUCGUCGAAGGUGCACUCGCGCAGCGCCAAGUCCUCGGAGCUGGAGUCGGAGUACUCCGACUAUCCGAACGGCGAGGCGUACGGCUCGGAGGGCGGCUCCACGCGGGCGGGCCACGGGAUGAGCGAAGAGGGGCGGGAGGGGGGGAAGUCGCGGCCGACGCCGCCCAGGAAGCCGCUGCGGCUGUCGCUGCACAAGGCGCGCAGCGCGCACUCCAUACUGAACGGCAGCGAGUCGGAGACGCCCUCGGAGGCGCCGAGCGGCGACCCGAGCAAGAGGCCGGUGAAGAGGACGCACGCGGCGGACAAGUGGGCGCGCGAGCGGAUGCGCGAGGGCGGGCGGGCGACGCCGCGGCCGGCGCGCAAGCUGCAGAGCGGCCUGAGCGGCCUGAGCGGCCGCGACGCGCCCGCCGCCGACGACCUGUACCCGGAGACGAUGCACGUGCCGGUGCGCGUCGGCGGCGCGGUGCACGGCAAGUGGUGC